Fibroporia radiculosa is the source of this 357-nucleotide messenger RNA. RefSeq lists its product as uncharacterized. The coding region runs from base 1 to 357 and encodes 118 amino acids. The record is from RefSeq and is a predicted model, not a curated record. The transcript has 7 exons. Lineage: Eukaryota; Fungi; Basidiomycota; Agaricomycetes; Polyporales; Fibroporiaceae.
AUGACGGGACCGAACCUGGGUCUUGACAGCAGCAUGGGCUGUUUCUUCAUAGGUGUGCUGUUCGCCAUCAUGUUCUACGGCUUCACCUGUGCCCAAGUGUUGUACUACGUCUGGCGAUAUCCAAAGGACCAGAUGUGGUUAAAAACAAUGGUUGCAGUCCUGUGGCUGCUAGACACUGCAACGACGAUUUUUGACGUUGUGUUCAUCUGGCAUUAUGUUGUAGGAGGACACGCGGAUAUUUUCACUCUUCUUUCUCUUCCCAGCGCUGGUGCCGCUGAAUAUGGGCUCGCUGUGCGUUUUUAUACCUCUAUGCGCUCAUCUAUAUGCGAUGAGCUGACCCUCCGUAGGCAACGAUAG